GUUCUGGGGCCCGCCCAAACUACACCGGUGGCAUUCAAGUGCAUCAAACAAAUGCUGAAAGUUUGAACGUCGCAUCUCAAGAAUGCCCUUCAAUCUACCUGGGAUACUUGUACCUUUCCACCUCCUCCUCAACCCGCGGCUCUUGGUUCCGGGUGUCGUCGUGAAAGACAUCCGCCAGCUUGACUUUCCUGCUCUCUAUAAGGCUGGCUAUCGUGGCGCUGUGUUUGACAAGGACAAUUGCCUGACAAUCCCACAUGAGGACAGGCUAGUCCCAGAGAUCAUAGAGGCAUGGCAGGAAUGCAGAGAGACGUUUGGACCAGGGAACGUACUCAUCGUUAGCAACACCGCGGGUUCCCAUUUGGACGUCGGGGAGAUUGAGGCGGAAUCAGUUUCGCACCAUCUCUCCGCUCCUGUGCUACGACACGCAUCCCUCAAACCAUCGUACGCAUGCAUCAAGUCUAUCCGCGCGUACUUCGCGUCGCUUCCUAAGCCUGUAAAAGACGAAGAGCUAGUCAUCGUCGGCGACCGGCUGCUCACCGACAUCGUCAUGGCAAAUCGCAUGUCCCGGCGCGCUCCUCCCUCGUCGCCAAAUCUUUUCGAUAGCAGCACAGAGAAGAGCUCAUCUGGAGGCGUCGACGAUUUGGCCCGACCUGCGAGGGUGGGACCCCUAGCGGUGUGGACGGAAGGGCUAUGGGAGAGGGAAAACCUGGUACUUCGCGCGUUGGAGCGGGGGAUGCUGAAGGGGGCGGAACGGUGGGUUCUGAAACCUCAGGAGAUUGCGUGGCGCGAUAGCCUACGGCAUAGGUUCGUGAAGCCUGUCCCUGUCGUCGAGGAGGGGGUUGUGAAGGAAGGGUGGGUGAGAAGGCUGGUACGGCGGUUUCGGAGCUGAGGCCUGGUAGCCCAAAAGUUAUCAGCCCUAAUUUUCUGGAUGCUGCUUUACGAUUUAACUUGUAUUUAAAGCUCUUUAAUUUGAUUCCCC
Messenger RNA from Trametes versicolor FP-101664 SS1, 979 nucleotides. Its product is annotated as phosphatidylglycerophosphatase. Gene Ontology annotation, molecular function: phosphatidylglycerophosphatase activity. NCBI's taxonomy places the organism in Eukaryota, Fungi, Basidiomycota, Agaricomycetes, Polyporales, Polyporaceae. The transcript has 5 exons. The record is from RefSeq and is a predicted model, not a curated record. Bases 83 to 889 code for a protein of 268 amino acids.